Molecule: messenger RNA, 384 nt
Organism: Aphanomyces invadans
Lineage: Eukaryota; Oomycota; Saprolegniomycetes; Saprolegniales; Verrucalvaceae
Exons: 2
Coding region: 1-384 (127 amino acids)
Source: RefSeq, a predicted model, not a curated record
AUGGACAACUUUAUGUUGUUUGAGUCGCAACUGCUGGUCGUGGAGAAGAAGCACGACCUGAUUCCGCCAAGACAGUAUGACGAAAAGGCUCGGCGAUUCGUGCCGACGAACGACGAGCAUCGGGUAUUCAAAUGCCCCAAGGUGCAGCCAGGUGAAGCGCAGCGUCUGUUGGACCAGCGCUUCAAGAAACCUCAUGGGGCGUCGUCCGCAGCAUCGGAUAAGAGCAGCGACGAACACCGGGUAUUCAAGUGCCCCAAGGUGCAGCCAGGUGAAGCGCAGCGUCUGUUGGACCAGCGCUUUAAGAAACCUCACGGGGCGUCGUCCGCAGCGUCGGAGAAGAGGGACGACGCCAAGCGCAAGAUUACAGGUAACGAUGGGAUAUAA